Musca domestica (house fly) is the source of this 1439-nucleotide messenger RNA. RefSeq names its product protein takeout-like. Bases 355 to 1107 code for a protein of 250 amino acids. NCBI's taxonomy places the organism in Eukaryota, Metazoa, Arthropoda, Insecta, Diptera, Muscidae. The record is from RefSeq and is a predicted model, not a curated record. The transcript has 4 exons.
AAAUUUAAUUCAGUUUAGCAUUGACAUUGGUUCAGACAUUUUGCGAAAAUAAAAAAUAAGGAAACCCUCCCACCGAAAAAUCAAAAAUAUUUAGGAGGGCAAUAACUGGUGGAACUAGACGUUUUGAAAAAAAAUAAUCAAAGCACAAAAAACAAGAGAAAUUAAAUAAAAUUUUUGCCAACUAAACGUAGUGUUCCCCCAGAAAUUCCAAAAAAGAAAAAGUUUGUAGUGAACCAAAAAAAAAAAAAACAAAAUAAAAUAAAAAAGCAGAACUCAAAAAACUGUCUACCAACCCAAAUUUUAUUAGUGUUACGUUGUGAAUUCUUAACGAUUUAAAAAAAAAAAAAAACGAAAAUGCGUACUUUUAUCUCAGCUUUAUGCCUAAUGGCUGUCUGGAUUCCCUUUAACAAAGCCGCUCCAUUUCCCGCCGAAGUCAAACGAUGCCAUACCGGUGAUACAGCCUGCAUUGUCCGCACCUCCAAUGAACUGCUGAAAACCUAUGCCCGCAAAGGAUUACCGGCCGCAUUCUUUCCCGUCGUCGAACCAUUCCACUUGAAGAGGGUCGAACUCUCAGAUGGUCGCAGCGGUUCGUUGGCAUUGAAAUUGUCACUUCGCGAUGUCGAUGUGACGGGUCUGUCCGCCGUGAAAUUCGAUCGUGCUGUUGGUUUCUCACCCGAUCCAGCCACAAGUAAAUUCGAAUUGUAUGGCGAUCUCAACAAGAUGUCAAUUCACAGCAAAUAUACCGCUGACGGUCGUAUUUUAAUCCUGCCCAUUCAGGGUGAUGGUGAUGCUGAUAUUGGUUUCGAAAAAAUUAAGUUCUCCGUUAAGUUCAAGCCCUCCAUUCACCCCAAGGAUGGUAAGACCUACCUGGCUGUGGACAAAUUGAAGGUGUUGUUGGAACCCCAGAGAAUGACCAUGAAAUUGACAAAUCUCUUCAACGGCGACCAAGCCCUGGGUGCCCACAUGAAUCAAUUCUUGAAUGAAAACUGGAGCGAUGUCUGGUUGGAAUUGCAACCUUCCGUUCAGGAUACCAUUUCCAGCAUUAUACGCAACAUUUUGGAUACAAUGUUCAAAGAGUUCGCCUAUCAAGAUUUCUUGGAGUUUUAGAGGGGGGAGAUUCUUCUCAGCGAUAAAUAGCCUUUAAGUUGUCUAGUUGUAAGGAAUCCAUCCAUCCAUUCAGAUCAUAAGACGAAGUAUUGCAUUUGUUUGUGGUUAAUGUCAUUAGUUUUAGUUCCAUCCAUCCAUUCAUUCGCUCAUUCUUGCAUCCGACCUCUUUUGGUUGAAACACAAAGAAAAAAAACUUGAAUUUCCGUAUUUGGCCGCAUGGUGCAGAAAUGCGGAAAUUUAAUGUUCAUUUAUAAAUAGUUCAUAAGACGCCAUAAAUACAUUCAUGUAUAAAUAAUUCACAAAAAAAUAAAAACCAAAUACAAAAAAAAAAU